CAUUGCCCCUCCUACCUGUCCAUAAAAGUGGAAACCAUGCUGCGCUGCCCGAAGCCUCGAACAACAGUACACUUUCUGUCUUCUGAAUCUUCUACCUUCACUUCUCCAUCAGAGAGAUAAACAGACAGGCAGAGACAGAGAGAGGCCAGGAGAGAGAGAGAGGACAUGGCUGAGCCUCUCCUCUCUGCCCGCUUGUUUGUACUGGUGGAGCACCUCUGUCUUCUACAUCAUAUCCAUGCGGGGGCAUUUUAUGGGCACAAACCACUGCCCCAACAGCACCAACCUCUGGCACAGAUACCUCACCAGCAGCAUGGCAAUGAGGGGAUACCCCAACACCAUUACUAUGGGAAGGAAAUGCCACUCAUGCAAUAUGGAAAUGAGAUGCCUUUGCUUCCACAGUAUGGAAAAGAACGUCCACAGAUACCCAUGCACAUGGGUAAACCCAAUCUAGGAAAAGGUGAAUCUAUUCCAAGAGGAGAGAAAGGUAUCCCUGGUGAAGCUGGUCAAAUGGGGCCUCCAGGACCUCAGGGCCCCCCCGGACUUCCUGGUCAUGGCAUCCCAGGACCUCCUGGAAAACCUGGUCACCAAGGUCCACCAGGAUAUCCUGGGAUUGGAAAACCAGGAAUGCCAGGAUUGCCAGGAAAACCUGGGGGCAUAGGUUUACGAGGACCAAAGGGUGAGUUAGGACCAGUUGGUGGUAAAGGGCCAGUAGGAUUGCCAGGACCUUCAGGACCUCCAGGGCCCCAUGGCCUACCAGGUGUGGGAAAAUCAGGUGAACAAGGACUUCCAGGACAACCUGGGCCCCAUGGAGAACCAGGAGACAAGGGCCUUCCUGGGCUCCCUGGCAUUCCAGGGUUAAAAGGUGAGAAUGGAAUUGGUCUCCCAGGACUCCCAGGUGUAAAGGGACCUUCUGGACCUCCAGGACCACCAGGACAAGGAGGGCAACCAGGUGUUGGCAAGCCAGGACUGAUCGGAAUACCUGGGGCUCCUGGAGGCCCAGGUAAACCUGGUGCACCUGGAGAACCAGGACUAGUAGGAGUUACUGGGGAGAGAGGGCAAAUAGGGCCACCAGGACAACCAGGUUUUGGUAAACCUGGUUUGGAUGGAUUGCCAGGAAAACCAGGUCUCCAAGGUGGAAAAGGUGAGCCAGGUCCCCCUGGUUUACCUGGGGCUCCAGGCUUGCCUGGAUUUGGCAAGCCUGGAUAUCCUGGCCUCAAAGGUGAAAAAGGACAUGGUGGGUUGCCUGGCCCUCAGGGCCCAAAAGGUGAGAAGGGUUAUGGUGGUCUUCCUGGAAUGAUUGGACAACCAGGUCCAAGUGGCUUCCCGGGUCCUCCAGGUCUCUUGGGACCUCCUGGAAACAUUGGUUUCCCUGGUACAAAAGGAGAGGGAGGUGCAGUAGGACCAAAGGGACCACUUGGUCCAAAAGGUGAUCCAGGACCUCCAGGACUUCCAGGAAAAUCAGGAUUUCCAGGAGAAGUAGGGCAGCCAGGAUCUAGAGGCUUUCCUGGAUCCUUGGGGCCUAAGGGUGAAAAUGGACACAAAGGCUUGCCUGGCCUACCUGGAUUCCCUGGAAAGCCUGGUGCAAAAGGAGAAGGUGGAUUUCCAGGACAGAAAGGUCAUCCAGGGCCGAUGGGAAUCCCAGGAUUAAUGGGUCCAGCAGGACCAAUAGGCCCACCUGGUCUCCCAGGGCCAAAAGGAGAAUUUGGGCCACCAGGAAGACCUGGACCACCAGGUGAGGGAAAACCAGGAUUUACAGGCCCAUUAGGUCCCCCUGGUACACCUGGACCUGGUGGACCCCCUGGUCAACCCGGAAUACCUGGUCCUCCUGGCCCACCUGGGCCUCCUGGGCCUCCAGCUCAAUCUUCUGUAGACGGGCAAAUCCUUCCUGAGACAGGUCCUGGGCUAGAUGGUGUCAAAGGUGGUUAUUCAAAAGAAAAUUUUGGUGGAGCCAUAUUUGGUAGGAAUGGCCUAGAGAUGCCUGCAUUUACUGCCCAGCUAACAACACCAUUCCCUCUAGUUGGGCAGCCUGUUGUCUUCAACAAGCUUCUAUAUAAUGGCAACCAGAAUUACAAUCCUCAAACAGGCAUCUUCACUUGCAAAAUACCUGGAAUUUACUACUUUGCCUACCAUGUUCACUGCAAAGGAGAAAAUGUAUGGGUGGCCUUGUACAGGAACAAUGAGCCAGUUAUGUACACAUAUGAUGAAUAUAAAAAAAGUUACCUGGAUCAGGCAUCAGGGAGUGCAGUGCUGCCUUUACAAGCUGGAGAUACUGUAUAUAUCCAGCUACCAUCAGACCAAGCUGCAGGACUUUAUGCCGGUCCAUAUGUCCACUCAUCAUUCUCUGGGUAUUUGUUAUAUCCUAUGUGAAUAUGUGAAAAGUGUCACCCAUGGCCAAACAGUACAAAAGUAAAAGUUACUGUUAAAAAGUUACCGCUUUUCUCUCCCGGACGGGCGCUUGACCAUGCCCCCGCUGCCACAGUUACACACUUCAAACUUCUAAUGUGUAUGUUCCCACAGUGGAGAGACAUGUUAAAAAAUGUAAAGUAUUGAAGGGACAAUUUUUUGAUGUGUUCAGUCCACUUUUUUCCGGAACUAGCUGGUCACACAUUAAAACACUAAAGAAAUUAAUACAUUUUGUUAAAGGAAUAGUUCACCCAAAAAUGAUAACUCUGUCAUCUUUUACUCACUCUUAUGCCAUCUUUCAUAUGCAGAACACAAAGAUAUUUUAAUGGAGGUAUGUCUGUUUGUCCAUACAAUGUAAGUGAAUGGAAACCAAAUUUUCAAGUUCAAAAAAGGACAUAAAGAGGGGGACCUGGGAAGCUCAGCGAGUACUGAUGCUGACUACCACCCCUGGAGUCAUGCGUUCAAAUCCAGGGUGUGCUGAGUGACUCCAGCCAGGUCUGCUAAGCAACCAAAUUGGCCUGGUUGCUCAGGAGGGUAGAGUCACAUGGGGUAACCUCCUCGUGGUCGCUAUAAAGUGGUUCUCACUCUCGGUGAGGCGUGUGGUGAGUUGUGCGUGGAUUCCACAGAGAAUAGCGUGGAGCCUCCAUAUGCACUGUAUCUCAACAAGCCACGUGAUAAGAUGCGCAGAUUGAUGUCUCGGACACAGAGGCAACUAAGAUUCGUCCUCCACCCGGACUGAGAAUAUUAUUUCAAGCUCGAUUACACUUCCUAGCACUUGAUGCAUAAACAGAGAUGGCUUUAGGAAAUGUAAUCGAGUAUGAAAUCAUGAUUGCCAAGGAGACUGGUUUUAUAGUUAAGAUGAGUAAGAUUUAAGCCUGUUCUGACCCAAUAUCGAGUAGAUGGCUUCAGAAGAUUAAACCACUGGAGUUUUCUCAGCGUCCGAAAUAUACUUUUGUUUUCUUUGUUUAUUUCGAGUGAGUCAAUUAAUUAAGUCAGUCAAUUUAUUUAGUAAGCUCCAACUGAUUCGUAAAUCUUGUUAAUUCACAAAUAAGAACCGACUUAAGAGUAAUUCAUCCGGAAAUCGGACAAUAGUGUUAGUUGUCCACUGUAGUUGGUUAUUUUCUAAAAUGAACUGGCUCAAAUAAUCAUUUGUUUGGGAAUUGGACCUUAGGACUACAGAGCACCCUUGAGGACAAAACAUGAACAUUUAAGCGCAAUAAACGGCGCUGCUAUACCAAUGUAAGGUCAUAAACACCGUAAGAAUAAACCAGUCGACAUGGGUAGAUUGUUGACCAUUACACCAAUUUUGCUUUGCAUCUAAACACCUUAACCGGCGCUUUUACUGGCUCAUCCAAUUUGUGCACAAUUUGUGCCUCUUCAAGUUUUGACGUCAAAAGCAGAGAAUAAUGCGAUUAUUUCAAAUUUCAUGUACAUGCAGAUUUCUUGCCAUGUCAGAUUUUUUAAAUAAGCUUAUUUUAGAGAGUAAUCAGUGAAUUGGUGUGCAUGUAACAGACUCAUUAAUAGAAAAGAAAAAGCACUAGGCAGAGCAGCAGGUGACACUGUGAAAUUCACCGGCCAGUUAGAAAAUGUACCUGCAUUUGGAGCUUGGCGGGUGUUCAUUUCAGACCGUUUAGGCUGCCCUUAUGUCCUUUUGUGAGCUUGAAAUUUUUUAAUCACCAUUCACUUGCAUUGUAUGUACAAACAGACAUAAUAAUAUAUCUCCAUUAAAAUAUCUUCAUUUGUGUUCUGCAGCAGAAAGAAAGUCAAGUUUGAGAUGACAUAAGGGUGAAUAAAUGAUGAAAGAAUGAUAAUUUUGGGUGAAAUAUUCCAUUAUAGGUCGUUUUUUAUAGGUGAAUUCAUAUAUAGUGAGAUAAUGUUGCAAAUAUGUUUUAAGCAUCCACAUUAUCACACAUCUUACAGUAUUCCAUCCAUGUGGAUCUCGCACUUUGAUAGAACUCAUGUCACAUUAUUUAUUUUCAUAUUUCCUAUUCUUUUGUAGUAUACUGUAUUAGUUGUGUAUAGCUGGGGUCACAUUGACUACAUAUCAGUGUAAAAUGAUGAAAUACUCAGAUUGUCAGAUAUGGAGAAUGUUUUGUUUGGCUAGAUGUUCGAUAUGCACUAUUUUCCUGCUGUUGUAGUAAUUUCUUUUUGUACCAUCUCUAUGAACUUCAAGAGAGUAAAUAAGCACAUAAGGGUUUAAGGUACAUUUUGUUUUUAAAUAAUCACAUUAUGUAACAGUAAAACAGUACAAUACAUAUAUGAAAUGUUCUGUACCUAACAUUUAGGUUAUUUUAUGCCGACCAGGCCAUUGUUUAUCAAAGCAAGGGAUAGUCAAUGUUAAUGAGUACAAUAUCGCCAUUUCAAGUUGACAGGCCAAUUUUGUUCAAACACAUAAACAUUCUAAGUUGCAAUCAAGCAGUCUUUGAUGUUUAAUCUUAAAAUGUUUUAUCUUUUAUCUUAAACAUCUCUGUAAUUUAUUUUUAGAUUUACUACUGAAUGCUUACAUGUGUAUAUGUGCAAAAAGAGGGUGGGGUACAAAAAGAAGGAAUUUAUCCUUUUUUUACAAUUAUUUCUGACAAUGGUGUUAAACUGUUAAAUGAACAUUGACUGAAGUUGUAAUGUCAUUAUAUAUUUUUUAUUAUUGUUAUUAUUUUUGAAUAAAUCAAUUUGACUGAGA
Messenger RNA from Xyrauchen texanus (razorback sucker), 5080 nucleotides. Its product is annotated as collagen alpha-1(VIII) chain-like. The transcript is spliced from 3 exons. NCBI's taxonomy places the organism in Eukaryota, Metazoa, Chordata, Actinopteri, Cypriniformes, Catostomidae. The coding region runs from base 166 to 2367 and encodes 733 amino acids. Gene Ontology annotation, molecular function: protein binding. The record is from RefSeq and is a predicted model, not a curated record.